This is a messenger RNA of Purpureocillium takamizusanense, 1806 nucleotides long. RefSeq lists its product as uncharacterized. NCBI's taxonomy places the organism in Eukaryota, Fungi, Ascomycota, Sordariomycetes, Hypocreales, Ophiocordycipitaceae. The coding region runs from base 67 to 1578 and encodes 503 amino acids. The transcript is spliced from 5 exons. Gene Ontology annotation, biological process: transmembrane transport. The record is from RefSeq and is a predicted model, not a curated record. Gene Ontology annotation, molecular function: transmembrane transporter activity.
CUCUAAAUCUCUUUGAAUAAUUCUUUGCCUUUUGCGUUCGUUUGCGUCGUUCCGUUGUUGCCUGUGAUGGUUCGCAGCAGUCUCGACGUGCUCCAUACAACACUGUCGCCGCUUUCUCCGCCAACAAACAUGAGAUCCAAAGACGUGACGGAAGCCAGGGUGGAGGCGAGCGCCAGUCGGGAUCCCAACAUUGUCGACUGGGACAGACUAGACGAUGCUGAAAAUCCCAAAAAUUGGGGACGAGGGAGAGUAAUUGUGAUCAUAUCGCUUGUUUCUGCCCUCACUUUCCUCAGUGCUUUGUCAUCAUCCAUUUUCGCGCCCGGGAUCCCGCAAGUUCUGGACGAUUUCGGGUCCAAGAGCUCGAUGCUCGGCUCUUUCACUGUCUCGAUUUUCGUCAUUGGCUACGGCGUGGGGCCACUAUUCCUUGCGCCGCUCUCCGAAAUCUACGGUCGCCUGCCCGUCUACCACGUCUGCAACUGCAUCUUUGUUCUCUUCAGCGCUGCAUGCGCUCUGGCCCCCAGCCUUCCCGCCCUGCUAGUCUUGCGCUUGUUUGCUGGUCUGGCUGGCAGUUGCCCUUUGGCUCUGAGUGCUGGGACUAUCGCCGAUGUCACCCCCUAUAAGAGACGUGGUAUGGUUACGGCGUGGUGGACUGUGGGUCCCCUUAUAGGUCCGGUCAUUGGACCCAUUGGUGGAGGUUAUCUCAUACAGGCGAAAGGCUGGAGAUGGUCAUUCUGGCUCAUGACAAUAGUGGCUGGUGUCGUCUUCGUACUUUCCCUGUUUUCCAUGCGCGAAACCUAUGCAUAUACCAUUCUCGAUCGCAAAGCCAGAAGGCUUCGCAAGGAGACUGGCAAUAAGCAUCUUCGCUCCGCCUUAGACGAAGGAGGCUCGGCAGAAGAGAGGCUAAGGACAGCUAUUACUCGACCAACAAAGAUGCUGGUCUGUUCGCCAGUAAUCCUUCUUAUCUCUGUCCUCAUGUUCAUGUUUUAUGGCUACUUCUACCUUAUCUUUACCGUUCUGCCACCUUUGUAUGAAGAAGAAUACGGCUUCUCGACUGGCCAAGUUGGCCUUACAUUUCUCGGACUAGGCAUCGGAUCAUUGAUCGCUACGGCAAUUUCGGGGUUAACUGCUGAUAAAUUGGCCCUAUACAUGAAUAAGGCGGGCGGAGAGCCGCAACCCGAAUAUCGUCUACCUUUGCUUGUGCUUGCAUCCUGCAUCAUACCAAUUGGACUAUUCUGGAUUGGCUGGACUGCUGACUCCCGCCAACAUUGGAUUCUUCCCAUCAUCGGCUCAAGUGUCUUGAGCAUUGGCAUUACUUUCGCUUCCAACGGUAGCACGCUAUACCUUAUCGACGCCUAUGGCGCAUAUUCUGCCUCUGCCGUGGCUGCAUGCAUUAUCUUACGCUCUAUGGGCGGUGCGCUGUUACCGCUCGCGGGCGGCCCGAUGUUCGAGGCGCUGGGGAUGGGUUGGGGAGGCUCUGUACUGGCCUUCAUUGCCAUUGCUUUGAUACCAGUGCCGAUCCUCUUUUUGAAGUAUGGAGAGCGUAUUCGCUGGAAAAUCUUAUUCAAUGUCCGGUUUUGAUGGCACGCGAGGGACAGGAUAUCAGGACGUUUCGCAGGCAGGAUGUCAAUAUCAGUAAUCACGGACGGCUUGAACGCCACAACAUCACUAGCACAAGGCAACAAUACUGCAGCCUACAGAUGUCUCAGUUGCCUAUUGCUUCAUCUCCGCUACCUAACGCUUCAACAUAGCUAUAAGAACUCGACAUUUAUCGCUCCUUUAGACAAUGAAAGCGGUCUUCUUACGAUC